This is a messenger RNA of Prunus mume (Japanese apricot), 945 nucleotides long. The record is from RefSeq and is a predicted model, not a curated record. Lineage: Eukaryota; Viridiplantae; Streptophyta; Magnoliopsida; Rosales; Rosaceae.
AUGGACAGGGGUGUAGAGACAUCAAAGGGUGGUUGUAGUGAUUCAGGGUAUCUGGGUGGUUGUGAAAGGUUGAGUCACAGGGCACUGGCAAUAGAGAGUGGGCAUAUGUCGGUCGAACAUCUGGAUUCGAAACCGAAGCCAAGUACAAGAGAGAAUUGCCCUGCCCAUUUUUGGGUGGGUUAUGAGAAGAAACGUGAUACUUACGUUGUUACAAAUUUUGAACCACAUCACAAUCAUCAACUAGUUACUCCACUUGAAUCGCCAUAUCUUCGAUGUAACCGUGUUGUUCGAAAUUCCGAUUUAGCACAAGCAGUGGAAAUGCGAAGAGCAUUGGUUAGAACAUGUCAUACAUAUGAGUAUAUGGUCGACCAAUAUGGCGGGUAUUUAAAUGUUGGUUUUCAAAUAAAGGAUUUGUACAAUAAGUUGGAUGCAUCACGCGGGGAAAUUUUGCUCGACGCUGACACAGAAGCCGCAUUCUCGUACUUAAAAGGAAAAGGAGCAAUGGAUCCAGAAUUCUUUUGUAAGUUUAGUGUUGACGAGGAAAAUUGGCUCGGUAAUUUGUUUUCGAGGGACCCCACUUCACUUUUGGAGUACAUUGCCUGUGGUGACGUCCUCAUAUUCGACAGCACGUACAAAGCAAAUAUGUAUGACAAGCCCCUAGUGUUAUUUGUUAGUUCGAACAACAACCGUUCUACUGUAAUGUUUGGUUGCGCAUUAUUGCAUGAUGAGACAUUUGAAACUUACAAGUGGUUAUUGGAAACAUUCAUGGCAUCCGUGAAAGAUAAGAAGCCAAUAUCAAUAUUGACGGAUGGCUAUGAGGCGAUGCAUAAAUCCAUUGAUGAUGUGUUUCCCAUGUCUAACCAUCAGUUGUGCUCAUGGCAUGUGUCAAGGAAUGCACAGAAUAACUUGAAGGAUGAUGAAUUGCUAAGAAAUUUUCAGGUAUAA